ACAUGGCGGAAGCCUUUAGGUUUAUAACGUGUCGACAUGUGUAAAGCUUACUUUAUUCAAUCAUUCUUUCGAGUUGAGUAGUAUAUUAAACUAUGCGUAGUAGCAAACUAAAUAAGAAAAGUAAUAUUGUUAUUGUGUUUGUGCUUUAAUAUGUGCAGUUUUUUUGUCAUUAUAGGAUAAGCUGUGCACAUCAUAAAUUUAUGAAGAUAGGAGGUUGUAUGAGAAUAUUAAAAACUUAAGUCAAAAGUGCAGGAAAAUAUAAAAAAUGAACUAAGUAUCUCUAGAUUUAUUUAAAAAUUUUAACUGGAGUAUGCACUUUUUUUUACGAAGUAUAUAUAACAUUUUUCUGUUUAUGAAUGCUAAAGAAUGCCACCAAAACAGAGGAAAAUAGCUAUUAUGGGAUAUAGAUCAGUAGGCAAGUCAUCAUUAAGCAUACAAUUUGUCGAGGGACAAUUUGUGGACUCAUAUGACCCUACGAUAGAAAAUACAUUUACCAAAAGUACACGAGUAAAUAGCCAAGAUUAUGAGGUUAAACUAGUGGAUACUGCAGGUCAAGAUGAAUAUAGCAUAUUUCCAACUCAAUAUUCAAUGGAUAUCCAUGGUUAUGUUUUGGUGUAUAGUAUAACUAGUGCAAAAAGUUUUGAAGUUGUAAAAAUUAUUUAUGAAAAGCUACUUGAUAUUACAGGAAAAGUCCAUGUUCCAAUUGUACUGGUUGGCAAUAAAACUGAUUUGUAUGUAGACAGAAUGAUAACAACUGCACAAGGUAAACAGUUAGCAGAUGCUUGGCAUGCAGCAUUCUUAGAAACCAGUGCAAAACAAAAUGAGUCUGUUGCUGAUAUUUUUCACACAUUAUUGAUUGAAAUUGAAAAGGCUGAUGGAAAUGUACAAGAAAAAUCAAGUUGUGUUAUUUCUUGAGCCAGGUAGCUAGCUAGAUUUAUCGCUGUAGUAUAACAUUAACGUAUUAAACUUAUUAAAAUGCAUUUUCAUAGACUUGUUAAUCAUAAAUUAAAAUAUCAAGUAUAUGAUGAUGCAUUUAACAUGAUCAUCAUUUCUUAUGUGCUGUAUGAAUAGAACACACUAAGAAAUUAUCUAUUUUUAAAAUGACAUGUUACACAUACAUCAGAAUAUGUACAAAGAAAUUAAUUUGAUCGAUCAUAGUUUAUCAUUUAGUUCUAAUUCUUGAUGAUCAGAUCUUCAGUUUCAAAUAAUAAGUAAUUAAUAAUCAUGCAAAGUAAUAUGUUCAGUUGUAUUUUACUUUUUAUGUAUUAGUAUAAUCUCUUACAAUAACUAUAAUGCACAUGUUAUUAAAAAAAAAAAAAAAGAAAAGAAAAGAAAAAAAUAUGAAUAAAUGAAAUAUUUAUUUAAUAGACAUUCAUAAAGAAACGAAAUGUUCUGACCAAAUUCUCUAUAAGUGUUCUUUUUAAAAAAAAAAGUAAUGAUUUUUUCUUUGUUUUACACAGUAAUGUAUUAAUAAAUUUUCAAAUAAUUUUACUUUGGCCAUAAAAAAAUUUAUUAAAAUUUGACUAGCAAAAUAGUCAAAAUUUUAUCAGUCAAUUUUAAUUAUUGACUUAUUUACCAAAUUAAUUGUAAUUAUGGGUAUAUGUAAUAAUAUAUAUCCAUAAUUUGUAAUUAUGUACAUUUAUUGGCCGUAAGUGUUCCUACAAUAUAAGAUUCUUGCUAGAAUGGAGUAUUGUAUACAUGAUUGCAAUUUUCUUUUCGAAAUUCAUACUAGACAUAAAUUAUUCUUAGUUCUACAUACUUGAUUUCAUAUUGAAGUGCUAUAUCGAUAUCAGUGCUUUAUUAAGUUGGAUUGUAAAUUAUAUUGUCAAAUAUAUUUGUGAUUUUUAUAGAAUCCUCCUCCAUAAUAUAGGUAAAUAGCUAUAUUACAUAGUAAUUCAAUACAUAUUAAUUGCGCAGCACUAUUAAUGGAUUUAAUAUAUGUGUACUAUACAUGCUAAUUUCAUGAUAUAUCAAAAAUAAACAUUCUUAAAUAGUUUUA
Messenger RNA from Vespula vulgaris, 1999 nucleotides. RefSeq names its product GTP-binding protein Rheb homolog (gene Rheb). Gene Ontology annotation, biological process: small GTPase-mediated signal transduction. Lineage: Eukaryota; Metazoa; Arthropoda; Insecta; Hymenoptera; Vespidae. The coding region runs from base 367 to 915 and encodes 182 amino acids. The record is from RefSeq and is a predicted model, not a curated record. The transcript is spliced from 7 exons. Gene Ontology annotation, molecular function: GTP binding; GDP binding; GTPase activity. Gene Ontology annotation, cellular component: plasma membrane.